CUAGCGGCUGCCCGAUGUGGCCUGUGUUGGUGGCUGCGGAGGGUCAGCUUUCCCAAAGUUGGCUUAGCCUCCGCAGCCAAGGGACCUGCAUCAUGCUCUCGCUCAACCCACGCCGCACGGCAUUCGCCAGAUCAGACGUAGCAUGGCUUGUCUCUAGCGCGAUUUCCAACGCUCGCAUGGAUCAAGAGGUAAAUUGCGCCGAGUGAUCAAUCCAGACUGGGCCAUGACGGCGACCGCGCCCCUCCGCCACGAGAUACUACAUUCCAUUAUAUAGCGCUGGCCCGCGCCAGCUCCCGUCGCUGCCAUGUUGGCUCCGACGCUGCUCGUCUACCUCCAGCACCUCUUUUCUCUCUGUGUCCGCUCCUAUUUACAAGUCUCUCAAGACGACGUCACGUUAGCAACCAUGAGACACAACGAGCUCUGGGCUUCCCUGGCUGCUGUCGCCUGCGUCUUCCAGCCCGUCUUCUCGGUGCCACUGGAGAACUGUGCUCGCGACGCAGACACUUGCCAGGCCUCGGACCGCACCUACAGCAAUGAAGUCCCUCGCGCCGGUAGCUACCAGCCCUGGUCGCUCAUCAAGCUCGGCUCCAUUGGCUUCCCAGCAAAGCAAUAUGUCACUAUUGUCAACCUUACCCCUCACCGCUUUGUCCUCGACCGCAGCCGCACGCACUCGUAUCAGUUUGACGUGUUUGACUGGGACGAUAUCCCCCAGGGAAGAUCAAGGCAAAACACGGCCGCCUAUACCAGCAAGGCGGGUAAGAAUGAUGUUGAUGACAAUGGCGAGGCCUUCUACAACAUCCAGGGCACCAACAAGGGCUUCAUGAUCCGCAAGACCACCCACAUCCCCGACGACUACCCACGCCGCACCGUCUUCGACCUUGGAGGCAUGGGCCUUGGCGCUAGAGAAUACCUCGACCCCGGAAAAGAGUCUGCAGUCACUCUUGUCAUCACCGGCAGCGACACAUACGGUUUCACCGCGUCUCUCCGUCACGGCCCGGGUAACUGGAUGAAGGGCUUGUACGACGUGAUCAAAGAUCGCAAGGUACAGCACCUGUAUCUUCCCGGAACCCACGAUUCCGGCAUGAGCACCAUCAGUGGCGAUCUGACCUCCAUUGGCACGGCUGUCAACACGCAGACCCAGGGUGUCAACCUCUACGACCAGAUGCGCGCCGGUGCUCGUCUGUUUGAUCUUCGCGUCUUUUUUUUUUUUUUCUUUGACCACCUUGAUCUACACAAGUUUUACACCCUUCACGUAAACGAUGAGACUGCCGAAGUUGCUGUUGGCAACACUGGCCUCAGUCUUGACCAAGCUAUCGACCAGGUGAACCAAUUCACACGCGAGAAUCCCGGAGAGAUUGUCUUCUUCCGCGUCCGCUACCUCAUCGGCAUCCGUCAGCUCCCAGUUGGUGGCCCCGUUAUCUGGGACAAUGCCAUUACCAACGAAUUUUUUGGCAAGCUUCGCCAGAUCAACAACCGCUGCCCGAACCUCGACCAGAACACCCAGUUUAGCCAGCAAAAGGCUUCGUACUUUAUGGACCAGAAUGGCGGCAAGGGCUGCGUGUUGUUCCUCCUGAACGGCUCCAACCUGCCCAGCAACGUGCCCCACGACUCCCCCGGCGAUGGUCUCUACAAGGACUCCAUGAUGAACGUCUGGGACAACUGGUCCAACCUCCCCGACACGAAGAAGAUGGCCGAUGACCAGGUCGCCAAGUGGAAGACUGUCUCGCGCAGCGGCAACUUCCAGAACGACCAGUUCCUCAUCAGCCAAUGGCUUGUCUCUGCCGAUGCAUUGACCACGACUGCUCUCUCUAUCCAAGAUAUUGCUAUUCAACCCACCAACCCGGCACUCUACUGGAUGGGCCUCAACAACAUGAGCCCCGAGAUCUUCCCUACUGUUUCGCUCAUCGACUACAUUGGCGUCGUCGUCAACAGCCGCUUCAGCUUCGACCAGCUGAGCGCCGAGAUGUACACAUUCGCCAUUGGCAUGAACUUGUACAUGAUUAGUGAGAACUGCGCCAUCAACACGCGCCGCUCGCCCCUGCUGCCCGGCGCCCGCAAGGCAGCUCAGAAGCUGGCUGUUUCUGAAGACGGCUCGGUAUCCGACUUUGCGGAAGAUGCAGUGGUCAACCCUCUGGCCUCCGACUGGAACGGCUUCAUCUACAGCAACGGUACCGUCGUCGAUCAGGCCCCCGAGGAGCGACCUGGCCAGGAGCACACCCUCAAGGCGGGCACCGUCUUUAUGAACGGCACCGUUUUGACACACGAGGCUGCCAACCCCAACGUAUAAUGCAUAAUGACUUGAAUGUUGAUGUUUUGGAUAUAUUUGUAAAUAUUAGUGGAGCAAAGUACAAAAUACAUUUUUAUUCUUUCCAUA
Messenger RNA from [Torrubiella] hemipterigena, 2374 nucleotides. Lineage: Eukaryota; Fungi; Ascomycota; Sordariomycetes; Hypocreales; Clavicipitaceae. The record is from the annotation of a GenBank genome assembly.